Molecule: messenger RNA, 35648 nt
Organism: Podarcis lilfordi (Lilford's wall lizard)
Lineage: Eukaryota; Metazoa; Chordata; Lepidosauria; Squamata; Lacertidae
Source: the annotation of a GenBank genome assembly
AUGGUGUACAGCCAGAUCAGCGCAUGCCACAACAUUUUCAAAAGAUGGUUGGUUUCUAUCACUGUGAAUUCCUCCUUCAUUCUUGAUAGAGGUAUCUGGUUUAGAAACCAUCACAGACCCUCCAAAUGUUCCUAUUUUCCAGGGGCGCUCUCGGAUUUACAGAUGCUGUCCUGGUUUCUUAUUUGAUCCCAGAAUGUCCUGCUUUUCCUUAGGUAAAGGUAAAGGGAUCCCUGACCAGCAGGUCCAGUCGUGGCGGGCUCUGGGGUUGCAGCACUCAUCUCGCUUUAUUGGCUGAGGGAUCCGGCGUACAUGUGGCCAGCAUGACUAAGCCGCUUCUGGCAAACCAGAGCAGCGCAUGGAAACGCUGUUUACCUUCCCGCCGGAGUGGUACCUAUUUAUCUACUUGCACUUUGAUGUGCUUUCGAACUGCUAGGUUGGCAGGAGCAGGGACCAAGCAACAGGAGCUCACCCCAUUGUGGGGAUUUGAACCACUGACCUUCUGAUCGGCAAGUCCUAGGCUCUGUGGUUUAACCCACAGCUUUUCCUUAGGAUGUCACUAUUUUCAGCAGAGAAAUGUUGGAACAUAUGAUAAGAUAUGGUCACUAUUUUCACUGGAGAAAAGUUGGAGGGCAUGGAGUUAUCUGACCCACGAGCAAAAGGCAGCCCUCUCUUUUCAUUAGGUAAAUUUUAAAAAGGUUGUACAAUACAGGACUGAGACCAAAUCACAUGAUUUUGUUCCUACAGAAGAUGGGGAAUGGGUGAAGUUGUUUAGAAACUUUAAAAGUUUCAAUGGAGAUUAUGCAAGAGCUGGAAAAACCAGUUUCUUCCCCAGAACAAGGAAUGUGGAUAAUGUCUAAUUAUUCCGAUCUCAGAGACUGCUCUUGUAAGGUCAAAUGUAGGGUUCGCCCCGAUCGUGGAGGAUUCGAGCCGCCGGCCUUCUGAACGAGCAAUUCCAAGAAGCUCAACGGUUUAAACCACAGCGCCACCCGCCUCCCCCCAGGACCUGCAGCCUCCGACGUCUCUCGAGUCAGCGGGAUCAAACAGAACCGCGGCAUUCUAAGCAUCAGCCUCCAUCUAGGCCCCGCCCCCAGACACGCCCAUAGCGGAAAGGACCACGCCCCCACCCGCUCUUUUUCUCUGGUCUGGAGAAGGCGGAGGCAACCUAAACCACAAAGCCCCGCCAUUGGCUAGAGCGGUCUCGGCUCGGGCUACUCCGCUGUGUGGGCGGGGUCGCGCAUCCGGGUUGAAUCUGGCGUGUUUCCGGCGGAGGCAGCGGUGGUGGCGGCGGCGGGUUGGGGGGGGGGAAAAGAGAAGAAAAUAGAAGGGAAAUUCGGGGUUGCGGAGCGACGGCAGGUUCCGAGCGGGGCCUAGCGAGUGCUUUUGAAGCGGGUGCAGGUGGCGGAGAGCGAGCCUGGUCUCGCGUAUGCGGCGGGGUGACGUUGGAGGGCGGGCGUGUUUUUGUUUCUGAGGUAAGUGGGGGCGCCUGAGAGGAAAUGAAGGGAGGAAUGGGUGGGGAGGGGAGACCGCCUGAGCUCCCGUUGGCGGCGGUUAUCUGAGGGGGCCGUCGCGAGGCGGGGAGCCCGCGUCUGAGGGGGCUGUUGGGAGUGUCGGAGACCCCGACUGAGGCUCCUCUUUCUCCCCCCACCCUUUGCACAUUUCGCAAAUGUUGGGCUGCCCCCACCCCAGUUUGGACUCGGGUGGGGUUUACCCCUGAGCGCACCUUCCCAGGCUUGUGCUGCGAAGGGGAAACCCAGGGUGGAGGAGAGAAGCUGUCGAGCUGUGGCCGUUUCAUAGAACCGUGGAGUUGGAAAGGAACCCCUGAGGGUCAUCUAGUCCAACCCCCUUUUGCCCAACUCGGGGCUAUAACUCACAGCCUGAGGUUGAUCUAACUCUACCGACUUAGUUAUCCCAGAGGCUUUGGGUCUGUCUGUGUGUAAUACAGUGGUACCUCGGGUUAAGAACUUAAUUCGUUCUGGAACGAAGUGCAAAAAAUGACUUAAAGCUUCGGGUCUGUCUGUGUGUAAUACAGUGGUACCUCAGGUUAAGUACUCAAUUUGUUCCGGAGGUCUGUUCUUAACCUGAAACUGUUCUUAACCUGAAGCACCACUUUAGCUAAUGGGGCCUCCCGCUGCUGCUGCACGAUUUCUGUUCUCAUCCUGAAGCAAAGUUCUUAAUCUGAGGUACUAUUCCUGGGUUAGCGGAGUAUGUAACCUGAAGCGUCUGUAACCCGAGGUACCACUGUAUAUCUAUACUGCCUUGAGAACUUGGUUGUGUAGUCGAUAUACAAUUUGGGUGCGUUUUGGGUUUGUUUUUUAGAAAAAAAGCAAGUCAUCAGUAUGUGGUCAUCGGGGUAAUGGGGCGGGGGGACGCCUUGACAGCCACGGUGUUCAGCGGCAAAUGUUUUACUUGGGACAGAGUUGGCUUCAAAUCACUUCGUGGGAGUUGAUGGGAGCUUUAAAAGAUGGGUUGGGUGAGGCAAGUAAGAAGAAGAAAGAAGCCCCGUGCCCUCUGCCCUAAGCACUUUGGAGAAACGGAGGGUCUUUUAAUACAGAAAUAUAAAGCACCAAUGUAAUGUGCAUGAUGUACAUAGUCUUUUUUUUAAAAAAAAACAAAACAAAACCACAGAAUAGCAACAAGAAAGGCAGGUCCCUGCCCAGAUCAGUUUACAGUAGAUACACAAAUGCAUGCACGUCCACAUGUUUUAUGUUUAAAAAAACAAUUGGUAGAGAAUCCUCCACAUAGUGGGAUGAUCUAGAAAAGUGACUGGCACUGCUUCUGAGGAAAGGAGCUGUUGGGAAGAAUUCGUGUUCUGGUGAAAGAAAUUCAGCACCUGAUACAGUGGUGCCUCGGAUUACAAACACCUCUGGUUACAGACUCCGCUAACCCGGAAGUAGUACCUCGGGUUAAGAACUUUACCUCAGGAUGAGAACAAAAAUUGCACGGUGGUGGCAGCAGGAGGCCCCAUUAGCUAAAGUGGUACCUCAGGUUAAGAACGGACCUCCGGAACAAAUUAAGUUUGUAACCAGAGGUACUACUGUAGUUGAAACUUAGAAGCCAAGUGAGGCCUUUUUUUCAGGAGGAGGGAGGAGUAUCAUAGAACAGUAGAUAAAACAGAAUGAUGUAUGGGUGGUCCAGUAUAAAUUGUUACGAAUGCACCAUUAUUUCAUCAAUGACGUUGCAGAAUACACAUGCAAACACAACAAAAACAAGUCUGGGGUGUCCCUUAGCAUGUUGCAGAUUUCUGAUUGGUUCUGUUAGGGCUUGUCCACACCUCCAUUUGCCCCCCACUCUCCCCCCCAACCCCCCCCAUUACUGUUUUCAACUGAUUGCUGUUUGUUCCAGUUCAGUGGUAAAGAGCAUGCUUCCCCAGCAAAACCUAUGGAGCAAAUGCAAAACGACUUGGACUCAUCCCUAAAAACACAGUAUAAGUGGGACACAGUAAGACCUGUGCUUUCUAGGCACAGGACAAGUGGAAGUGUGGAUGAGCCCUUAGUUAUUAAAGGAUAAGGAAAGAUGUUGCUGCACUCCCAACUUUCAUCAGACCCAGCUUCAGUUACAGCUUCUGAAGAGCCAGUUCCCCACCUCUGGAUUACAGACCUUGACUCUAGAGCAGUGUCCUCAAAUUAGAAUACCCACCUGUGUGGUUCAGCUGUUAGGUGAUCUAUUUUUACCUGUUCAAUGCAGGGGAUCAAAAAUGCCCAGCAUAUACUGCACACAAAAAAGAAAUAGGAGUCCCUCAUUUGCUUUCAAAUGCUUUCAACUCCAGAAAGCAUGACAACAGGGUUGAAGGAAGUUGUAGUCCAGCAAUAUCUGAAGGGCCCUAGAUUUCCUAGUCCUAUGUUAGAAGGAACUAGUGCCGUGGGGAGUGCAUAUUAGAGCUGUGCAUAAUUGAGCAAGAUACUGUGCUGAAUAAUAAUAAUAAUAAUAAUAAUAAUACAUUUUAUUUAUAUCCCGCCCUCCCCAGCCGAAGCCGGGCUCAGGGUGGCUAACAACAAUAAAACAAUACAAAAGUACAGCAUAAACAACACUCUAAAAUCAUUCAUUAUAAAAUUAAUUAAUUCAAGCCACUGGCAACCAUUGGGCCAGAGCUCCGCGAAGAUUGCCGAGGGAGGGAGUCAGGCUGUGCCCUGGCCAAAGGCCUGGUGGAACAGCUCUGUCUUGCAGGCCCUGCGGAAAGAUGUCAAGUCCCGCAGGGCCCUGGUCUCUUGUGACAGAGUGUUCCACCAGAUCGGAGCCACAGCUGAAAAAGCCCUGGCUCUAGUUGAGGCCAGCCUAACUUCUCUGUGGCCUGGGACCUUCAGGGUGUUUUUAUUUGAAGACCGUAGAUGUUUUUAUUUGAAGGAUCUUAUGGCAAGCCAUUGCUUGAGGCUGGGAGAGGAGUCAAGGGCAGAAUACCUAAUGCUUCAAGGAAGUGUUCUCUCUCUAGUUUGAGCAUAGAUUACAACAGAGAGCUAAUCGUUUUAUAGUCUGUAAAGCAAAUUUUUGCUGCCUAAAUUCUGUUGUGCUGUAAGCAAACAGGGGAAUAACCAGGACAUUUCAAGGUCUAUUCUCUCGCUUGAGCUAUUGUAUGUGGAAGUGCAACUGCAACAUCUUCACAAAUCCUCUGCCCUGUAGAUGUGCCCUUGAUUUGUGAAAUUGUUGCACUUUAACAAUUGGAAUAAUGAGGCUUGGAGGAUACAGAUAAUGUCAUCAUUAAGCAUGUAAGAAAAUGGUCUGAUUUGUAGCAUAUUAUCUAAAACUUGUGAGAUCUCCCUUAUUUGUUGCACAAAUGUUCACUGGAAAGCACAACAUAACGGUAACCCAUAAGUAAAACAGUGACACGUGCAUGGGGGAUCUUUAACUCUUCUGAAUGAAUGCAUAAGACAUUACUAUAUCUCUUCGCCCCACCCACAAAAAAACACAUCGUAAGCAUUUUUGGAGCAGGGUUAAUGCCCGGGUUUAACUUGAGUGUGAAUGGAAAGUGGUUAAGCAAAAUUGGCAGCUGGGUUGCUGUCCUUGACACAUUUACUAUGGUCUUACAGAGCAACCACCUCCCCCUGCCCCAUAAUCUGGUUCACCAGUGAGGUGCCAUGUCAACUCAGAGACCUGCUCUACUCCCACAGAAAGCUUUGUGGGCAUACACCCACCAUUGGUGUAUUCUUGGUGCUAGUAGUCAGUUUUGAACUCUGAAGCAGGGAAUUCCAGGAGCAGGAUGAAGGCUCUUUGGAUCUGCUAGAUCCAAGGCCCCAUUUUUCCUUGGAUAGACCCCAAGAACAUUCCAUCUGCACUAGCAUGGAGUUGAAGUAACUAAUUCUGUGGAGGUUGAAAAUGUUGUUGUUGUUUUGCCCUAGCUGGUAGAUGUUUGGACAGGGCAGGUGAUCUACACACUCAUCCUCACUUAGGAUUGUAUUCUUAAAUCUACUGAACAGAAUUCUCCUGUUGAUGUGUAAAAAGUUACCAUUCCCGUAUACUGCAACACUUUUUCACUAUCAUGGUACGUAUGAUAGCCGUAGGUGACUACAUCAUGACUUAAAGGUAAAGGUACCCCUGCCCGUACGGGCCAGUCUUGCCAGACUCUAGGGUUGUGCGCUCAUCUCACUCUAUAGGCCGGGAGCCAGCGCUGUCCGCAGACACUUCCGGGUCACGUGGCCAGCGUGACAAGCUGCAUCUGGCGAGCCAGUGCAGCACACGGAACGCCGUUUACCUUCCCGCUGGUAAGCGGUCCCUAUUUAUCUACUUGCACCCGGGGGUGCUUUCGAACUGCUAGGUUGGCAGGCGCUGGGACCGAACGACGGGAGCGCACCCUGCCGUGGGGAUUCGAACCGCCGACCAUGCGAUCGGCAAGUCCUAGGCGCUGAGGUUUUACCCACAGCGCCACCCGCGUCCCACUACAUCAUGACUUAAAAGUACAGAAUAUGAUUUCUGUAUUACUCUUGAAUUAAUGUGCCGUAUUUAAGGUUGGAAUAUAAAUACUUCAUCUUGUGUUAGAAUAUCCUUGCUUUGAAUUUAACUUCAGAACAGACAUAGAACUCAUGUGCUAAUCUAAAAAGUUAUUUUCCUGAACCAUUAGCUAUCAACUUUAGGUAAAAGUUAUUUAGCAAAGCCUAUGUAAUAUUAAAGCUGUGAUUAUUUUCUUAUUUUCUGUCAACAGCUAAUCUUUACUAAAUUCCUAGAGAUACUUUUUCACACCACUCAUUUAGUAACUUUAGUGAGAAUUGAUGUGCAAAUAAGAAAAUUGAUGUGCAGUUAAGAGAUGACCUAAUGUGUAAUAUUAGAGCAUUUUUCCUAGAUCUGUUUGUUGUAUGGCCUGAUAUGUAAUGUUUGAUCCUUGUUUCCAAAACUGUUUGCUGAGCGAAUAAAGUUUUAUUUGAAAUGAUCUUCAAGAUGACUGACUUGACGUAAUUCCUGGCUGUGGCUUUUGUGGCACAAACCUCUGUUUUCACUGCUAGUUCAUCAUCUUAUGUGUAAGGCAAGUGAGGAACAGCUGUCUAGCACAGAUUCCUCUGUCUUUUAAAACCUCUUCUGUUGCCUUGUUACACUUUGUUUUGGUAGGGGUUUUUGCUAGUACAAGGUGACUCGGAAUCCUUAAGAAGCCAUUAGGAUCAUAGCAGUGGUGCUUUACAGCUUUGGUUUUUUAAAAUUAUUUAUUUGUUUUGGCCCACCUGUCAUCGGAAUGGACAAAUCUUCAGAAUGUUUGAAUCUGGGGUUAACCACCCUCAGUCUAGUGUCUUAUCUUGUACCCUUCCAUGCUCAAAAUAAGUUAUUUGUAUGGUGCAGUAAUGCAGCAUAGCCACUUUUGAAAAGCUGCAGUUCAGGGUUCAAAAUCCCCAUGCAGCCAUGAAGAUCACUUGGUGACCUUGGACCAAUCACUUUUUCUCAGCCUAACCUACCUCACAGGGUUGUUGUGAGAAUAAAUUGGGAAGGGUGAGAAGUAUGUAUGUCAACUUGAACUGCUUGGAGGAAAGGUGGAAUAUAAAUGCAAUAAAUAAAUUGCUGCUUCCCAGGGACAGAGAGCAUGGCAGGUUGCAAAGGCAAAGGAGUAAGUGAUCCGCUUGCACCAGUGCCUAUGGACCUGCAUCCAGUUUUAUAGUCUAAUCCAGCUGCCAACCUUAUAUUUGGUUAUGGCCCAGGAAAACCUGUCUCAAAGGUUAGCGUAGUAGUGUUUCAUAUAAGGUUACACUUUAUUUUGGGGUGGACAGUGGUUAAUGGCUACUUAAAAUGUGUUUUUAAAUGUCCCCUGAUUUAGGAUUUCAAAUCUAUUAUAGAAAGGAACUUUAUUGCAUGGAAAUCGUACCAGCUGAUCAACCUUAUUGGGCAAUAUUGCUUCAUAUCAAGCUUUUUGCUUUUGGGAAAUUGGUGUUUAAAUGCCGAAAACAUAAUACAGUACUAGUACAUAAUGAAUCGUUUGCCCUGCCCAAGGGCAUGGAAAUGAACUACAUUUUAAUAACAUGCCUUGCUGUCUUAUAAUUUUGUGCAUGAAGUAAAUUACUAGUGCAAAAUUAUGUCCACAUGUCUUAUGAUAUAGUUGAUGAAAUAUUGUUUGUUGGGUAUAAAUAGCUUAAUGUAUGUUCUUGUCGUUGUUAAUAGUAGUAUAGAGCAACUACAUGUCUUGCCGCAAUGCUUGUAAUCUGUAAUAUAAUUUCACGUCUGGUGUUGUCUCUUCUUUUAUAUGUUCCUGUGGCUACAGAUCAUGGCUGCAGAGAAGAAUGACAACUUAGUCUGAAUGAGGAAGAGCAGGAAGAAGAUGGGCCACUGUGAUAUACUCUUUGAAAAGAGCAUUCGAAAGUCAUCUUUGUCUUAUUGCUGUUCAGGAAGGAAUUCUUCUACAGAAGGUAAAGCAACUUUGUCAGAGCUCAAAGGGUGUUUUGGGGCUAACGCACCUGCAUUUCUCUUUGUAUUGAAAUCUAACAGUGGCUGUGCAUUCAACUAAAUGGAUUGAUGGAUUCAGUUUGUGACAUAUCCUGUUCUUAUGGGAAAGGCAAAAACCAAAACAAAACCCCAAGCCGGGUGCUGUUGUCCUAUAUUUGUUUGCACAUUCUAUUUUUAUUUUGUCAUUAGAACCUUUUAGAACUGAAAGCUUUGGAGAGAUUUGCCAAUCGAAAUAAGAUCUUGAAAGGAUCUUCAAUUCUACAACUAUGAUGCAUUCACUUAUAAUCUAUGCUAUGCAGCCCAAGCACCAAUGGCUUCUCUGCAUUACAUUGUUUGACAAACAGUGGUGGAUGACAAAUGUUGGUAUGAGUAAGACUAUUUUGGUCACUUUUGGGAAGCUACAUAAAAUGCAGAUUUCAAAUUCAGCUCUUUCAGAAGCACUUGAAAACUUGCUCUAUAGAUGCUCUGUUUCUGGAACAGGACAUGUUUGAGUCCUAUGGGUGUUUUCUGUACCAUAAUUGGCAAUAACAAAGAUUCCUAGCUGAAAGCCUUAUUGCUUUAAAGCAAAUAGCAUCUGCUGAAGGUUGUUGCUUCUAUGCCAGAAAAACAAUAUUUCCUGUAGUACUAAUUCCUAAGUGAUGGCUCAGAGCUUGCCAGGGAGUACAAGAGAACUGCUAGGAGGUUAAUCGCUGUGGAUGUUGCUGUAAGGAAAGGGCACAAUACACUAAGUCGCGGCAAAAUGAGAGAGAAAGAAAUUGAGCACGUGCCUAAAAUUCUGUUAAAUUGACGGUAUAGCAGAGUUGAUGGGUAGAUAUUUUUACGUUUAGGAAAGAAUAAAAUUUUAGGGAGAAAAGGCUAACUUUGAGACUUUGCUGCUCCUUUUCUGUGGAACACUCUCUUGCUGUUAUUUUUAAAAGAAGUUCUUAAAGGAAACAAAGAUAAAAGCCACUGAAUAUAUCCAAGCGAUGGAGAACGAGGAGGCAAAGAAAUCUGUCAGGAGCAUAACAUGAGAUAAGAGACAAAAGGUAGGAAGGAACAAGGCAGUGCAGAGCUUUAAGAGCUAUUGAACACCAUAAUAGGGAGUUAGGUAAGAGACACAUAUUGGAGGGCACAUAGUCAUUGCUAGGCAAGGAAACUCAGGUGUGCAGCAGCAUGUUGAAUAGUGAAAUAAAGCAGAAUAUGGAAGACCAGUUGAACAAAAUACUGCUUUAGCUCACAUAAUUUUAAUACUUGAAUUACAACUUGGUGAUGAAAAGAGAAUCGGCAAUCUUUUUUUCCUUUACAACACUCCCUGGUGCUGUGAUCCCAUAUUACCAUUUUGUUUUCCUUUUUUGAUCUCAUUGCUCUUGGGUGAAAGUAAGCAAAGACAGAGGGCCUGGCAGAGCUUGUGUUCGAACUAUACAUAAGCAGCUUCAAGUAGCUGUUUUGUUGACUUAGGAGGCUUAUGUUUGACUAGAUGCUGAUCUGCCUCCCUUCUUUAGAAAUCUUCGACUUGGGUGUCAUGAUUGCUUUCAGAAGCAUAAUGUUCUGGAAGGUAAUUAAAGGUUACGCUUUGGGGGGAGUAAUCUGCCUGGCACUGUGAAAAUAAUAUGCUUGGGCAGCAGAAACACUAAAAUGAUCUGUCAUUCGUUGCGAAAACAAGCUCCUGGUCUCUCUGUUUCGUGCCAGCAUUUUUCCUGAGAAAAACACUCUGUAUGAAUGAAGUGCAAAAAGAUGACUUAAAGCUUUCAUGAAAUAUCACAUAAAAUCACCAGUUUGUUUCAUAGGUUAUUUUUAGAGUUACAGGCACUAACACACUCUAAAAGCUGUACACAAGCAAUGACUUUGGCUUGGAUGUUAAACUGGAGGAAGUAGUGCUUAAAUAAUGAAAGGUGGUUGCUUUCAAGAAUGGACUUGUCAAUAGUUCAUGUGUGUAUGGAAAAGUUGUUCUGCCUAGUUACUACUUAUUUGUGUAGAAAGUAUUGUUUCUGGAGCUAUAUUUAUGUAAAUGCCUCCUUGUGUUGCCCUCCUGAAGCAGUUAGUGACAAGAUGGCUUUCUUGAACUGACUUCUGCUUGUCUUGAAUGUAGCUUCUGAUUAGUUAAGAUGAUUUUUAUAUUGUCUUGAUCUGCUUGUUGUGAAAUGAUGACCGCUACUACAGAUGAGCUUUUGAGGUGCCAAUUCCAGUUGUUAUAAAUAUGGUCCUGUGAGCUAGAUCUGAGUAAUGAACUUUACACAAGGUUUUAUUAUAUUUAUUUAUUUAAUUUCUGGACUGUUUUCUGUAAGACAUUGGAAAGCAAUUUGAGAAUAAAACAAUAUAUAAAUGUAAAACAGUUUUGAGUCCAAUACAAAUGUAGAUGGGCGUUUUCCUCCUGUCUCCCCAACUAAAGAAGAUAAAUUAAAUACAACAUUCACAGGACAAUAGAAGAUAUACAAAUUUACUUGUCCUAAGCUGUUGGAAGGGCUAUUCAUACUUUUUUUACUUUCAUCUUUUUUUAAGUACUUGAAUUUACUUACUGGUAGACCACUAUAUCAUUUUGCUGGUAAAUUCAUGUCUGCUUACCAUGACCAAUUACCAUUAAUUUCUUUAGAAAAAACAGACAAGAACACAAAUGAUUUAAGGUGUACUUUUGGGAGAUUGUGAAGAGAAGCUACAGAUAUUAUCUGUAUGUCUACUUCUUCUGUCUGACAACAGAGUCAAGUCAUCCUUGUUCUUCGAGUUGAUAACCCUAUAGAGCCCCACAUUCCCAUAAGCAAGAGGUAAAGUCAUUGACACUUGUAAACUCUGAGGACUGCUUCAUAGCAUUAAUCUAUUUGUAGGUGGAGGUUGUAUUGUGUAAUGUGUGAAGGGCAGUGUGAGUAUAUUUACCAGGAAGAAUAUUGUUUAGUUUACUCAGUGCAAGAGACCUACAUUUCGGAAUUUUUGCUGUGAGCUGGUGCAGUCAAUAUUAUCGUCAAACGAUGAAUUAUUGGAGGCAGAAUGACUUUAGUCCUGUACUUGAACAUUUCAGAGUGCUCUGUCUUAUAUUUCUGUAAUUGAUAACAUGCCUGUGUAAUAAGCAAGAGAGACUAUCCUCACUUUGAAAUCUGGGAGGCAGAGCACUUUAAGACACUGGAAGCAGGCGCCAGUAGUAGUGUCUGUUACAUAAUGACUAUCUGUGCCAAGCGACAUCCAGACUGCAAGGUGUGCUGUGCAUAAAAAGGAAAUUAGCAUGUGGAAGUCUCAUUAGGGCAAUAAUUAUAUAGAAGUUCUUUCAGUUCUUUCAGUUUUUUAUAAAAAUGGAAAAAGAUUAACAUAGAAUAGUAUCCCACCUUUCAUUUCUUUUAAAGGAGGCUUGGGGUUGCAACAACUUUGCCCUAACCUUGAACUAGAUUUUUCUCUAGGGUAUCACAGCCCAUUGAUGUGCACUUGACUGUUACAUACAUUCCUAAACAAUGAGCCACAUUGCUUCUAAAAAUGUAUUUGGAGGUUUUGUGUGCAUUUUUUGUUUCACACAUCGGUAAGAUUUGCAUGUAAUGUGAAGCCAAACGAUGCUUAUGUCAGGACUGGACUUCGUGCAAAUGUACAAGCGCAAGGGCUCUCAAGGGAGAAGGUCCUGACCACCUUGCUCCCCCUCUGUACUUGACGCUGCAAGCUAAGCCAUGGGUUGACUUAGCAUGUUGUCCAAUCCUGAACUUGUGAUUUGUCUCUUUCUAGACAAACGACAAGCUGCAAACCAAUAGUUUGUUUGCAGCUCAUGCUUUAUGUUGAGCAAGACAAGUCAGGAUUUGGAAGACACACUAAACCAGACCGUGGCUUGGCUCACAGGACAGGAGGAGCAGCCAACAGCUGCGGUCUCCUCUCUGGAAACUCAUGUGCUCACACAUUUUCACUAUGCCGUAAUUUGGCAUUAUUCUGUUUAUUUAUUUUUUUGCAUUUAUAUCCCACCUUUCUUCCAAGAAGCACAGGUCUCUCCAUCUCCAUUGUAUUGCUACAACAACUGUAUGAGGUAGGCUAGGCUGAGAGACAAUUAAAAAGGGGAUGACAGAAAAAAGGGGAUAUUUUAUGUGCAAACUUGGUCAUUAAUUCUUCUGGUUGACAUUCUUAGUAUGUCUCUGGGUGCUCCAAUAGAAACUGGAGUCUCUUAAAAAUGACAAAAGCUUUUUCUGUUUAAUUUACAUUACAAUGCCCAGAAAGCCAUACAUUAAGUAGCUUGCUCUUUUCUGAAUUAAAAUUGGAGGCGUGCAUAACUACACAUGGAAAAUGUCUGUAAGAGUAAGAUUCACUCAUGUCCUAUGCUUUUGCUUGAGUCACACUUUGCUUGAGCAUGCCUCCUAAUUGAAAGAAUGCAAAACCAAAGCAUGCAGAGACACAGUGAAAAGUCUCAUUUGAUAAUAGACCCCCCUUUCCUCCUGUGUUGCUAAUGACUGGAUCAUUUAGUAAGGGGUGGGCAUCCUAUAUCCAAAGGCAUAUGAGCCCACCACCAUGCUGAAGCAAGGCAGACCUGAAUCUGAUUAUGCCUGAAAUGGAGACCUCUUUAAACCACUUAUACACCAACUUGGGUCCCACGAUACAAAAAGGGAUAUAAAUGUAAGGGGGGAAAUGAUAGAAUAAAACUGUUUGUGUGUUAAGGGCCAUGUUCCUUUAGAAAUAAUCUGUUAGUGACCAUAGGUUGGCAGUGAGUGGGGUCACCCCUUCUCUCUGCCCUAUAGAGGUAGGGACAGAUCUCACUUGAACUGAUUGCAUGUAGAGGGGUUUUGAAAUCAGACAGAAGGCCACAGGUUGUCCAUUUCUGAUUUAGUCACACCCAGUGCAGAUAAGUAGCUAGCUUAGAGCAUGGUGUUAGUAAUGCCAGAGCCAUUGAUUUGAUCCCCCAUGCUGGCCUUUUUGCGCUGAACAAGGGCUUCAUGCAAUCUUUGUGAGAUUACCUGGAGAUUCACCCUACAUUUUCAGAGUUCCGGGGCUGAGAAAUAGUAUGCAGCAGUGGCACUUUUCAACCCAGUGCCUUUUAAAUUAUUUCUGUUAAAUAAAUAAAAUACAAUUACCUGCUAUUCUCCUUGAUGUAGCAAACCAGGGCUCUUGUACCCUAAAACAGCAGGAGAGAACGGAAGGGGAAGGAUUCCAGACUAGGAUAGGAGACACCACUGCUAUAUAUAUUUUUUUUAUUCAGAGCUGUGACAGGCAGUUGGUCUGGCUCUGGCAGCCAUAUUUCUAGAAAUACCUCAGAUUUUUAACCAACUGCUAGAUUGUUGGCUUUCAUAUACAGCGGUACCUUGGGUUACAUAUGCUUCAGGUUACAUACACUUCAGGUUACAGACUCCGCUAACCCAGAAAUAGUACCUCGGGUUAAGAACUUUGCUUCAGGAUGAGAACAGAAAUUGUGCUCUGGCAGCACGGCGGCAGCAGGAGGCCCCAUUAGCUAAAGUGGUGCUUCAGGUUAAGAACAGUUUCAGGUUAAAAACGGACCUCCUGAACGAAUUAAGUACUUAACCCAAGGUACCACUGUACUAGAUUCCCAUCAGCAAACCACAAGUGUAGGCAUGUGCCAUCAUUCUUUUUGGUUGUUUUUAUUAUUGUGUGUAUCAGCCUCACACUUACUGUAUUCAGGUUUUUAAGGGGCCUUUUGUGUGUAUCUCAAAAUUUGUAUCUCAGAAGUCUCUCAAACUGUGAACUCUACUAUUGGUAGCCUAAACUCUUUCUUCUUUUCUGGUGAUUAGACAGCUCAUCAUUUUAGCUUACAAGCUAUCUCCUAAAGCAGUAAACUGAUAGGCUGCAUGGGAAUUGUAGGCUUCUAGCACUAAGUUGCAAUGAAUAACAGAAAUGAGUAAGUCAGCUGUCUGUUGCUAUUCCUUUAGCAAUUGAAGUUACUGACAAUGCUGUUAUUUGAAGAUCAAGCAACAGCAAUAUUUCAGAUAACAAUUGCUUCAAAAAGAUACCCAAAUCCCUGCACUCCACUCACAUGAGUAGACUGUGGUUUUUAAUUGUGCUGUCUAAUCCCUCUCCCUCCUGUCGUUGGCAAGGAAAUGGAAUUUUAAAAGCCUUACAUAGCAUAAGGUGCAUUAGCUGAUUGCAGCCACGUGAUACAAUUUGGCUACAGAAAACAGGAUAAUACAGUGCUAUUCCUGAAAAUUUGUGUAACAGGCAAUAUGCCUCCAUGUAAUACCAAAAUAAGUUACAAUUAAAUCCAUGCUUCAAGAAAAGGCAGAAACAUGAACAGUUUCUGAGUCCAUAUGAGACCAGAGAUAGGGAAAGCUACCUAUGCCUAUGUGAUAGUUAAAACUUGGCAGCAUUUCAAGUAUAGGUGUUGUGGUACUCCUAAAAGGAAAGCUAAAUAAGCAUCUUUCCCAUAAUAGGUUGAAAGGAUGGUUCUCAACUUUCCACCCUCCUAGCCUGUCAAUGCAUUAUAAUAGCAUAUAAAGCAGGAUUUAAUUUCUCCUUAAAUUAACUGUCAUAGAACUGCUCUUAGCUUUCUGUAUGGAAUGGGGGAGGGUUGGUCCAAAAUAACACCAGAAAAUCCAUUUGGGCAUUAAGCAGAUAUUCACUGCUCCUUUGCAGAUUUUAUCUUAAUAAAAUGUCUGAUUAUUUCUAAUGCCAAACCCAGUCAGUGUUUUUAAGUAUGCUUUCAAAUCCAGGGGGUAUGGUCCUGGGUAAUUUUGCAUUUGUUUUUCUAGAUAAAACUUUGCUUUGGAUACUACAACAUGUGUCACAUGUUUCUCCUACUCAGCUUUUAUUUUAUUCCUGCUCAUCUUUUAUUUUCUGAUAAACCUGAUAAACUCCCAUUGUACAGCUAAAACUAGACUGUCUAACAGCUGGACCAUUCAAUUGGGUAUUUUGAUUAAUAAUUUGUGAACAUCGCAUCAGCAUCAGCAUCAGCAUCAAAACAUGUAUGCCAGAGAGCUACAGGUUCCCCACCAGUGAUGCAAUCUCUCCACAAUUAAAGGAUGUCUGCAUUUUCUACUGAAUAGUGUGUACCAGUCUAGGUUUCACAGUUACUGACCACCGAUGUUUGAGCUUGUAAUACCAGAGAUCCUGCACAAGCAUUGUACAUUGAUAGACUUCCACUGGACUUUGAACUAAUUACAUUUUUAAUUGCUCUGAAAACCCUUCAGAGCUUCCUAGCAUUUGGUAGAUCUGAAGAAAGCCUUGCUACCUAAAUAUUUUGAAGGCUAUACAAUCUUAGGAAACUGUUAUCCGGGUACCAAAUGGUUGUUGCUUUGUUCUGUUCAGUUUUGCUACUAUCCUACACGCAGAACAAACUAUGAUAGUUCUCAUUUAUGUGAAGUUGACUCUGCAAGCCGGAGUGAAUUUCUCCUUACUGUGAGUUUUUCUUGUUUUUGUUUUUUUUCAUUUGGAAGUAUUAAAGUUCAAAGAACCUCUCACUAUGGUUUGGCUAAAUAUUAUACCUGUUUCUAAAGAUAGAGCAAAUCAAAGUGGCAUCUUGGGAUCACAAGAAUGAAUCAUUUGCAAAGCUGGAAAUAAGACAUGGAAACGUAUUUGGAACUAAUAAGAAAAUUCAUUGUUAGUGUAUUUUUAACCAAGGGGUCUGUUCCUGUGUAAAGUUAGUGAAGCCUACAUGCACUGAGUGGGACGUGGGUGGCGCUGUGGGUUAAACCACAGAGCCUAGGGCUUGAUGAUCAGAAGGUCGGGGGUUCGAAUCCCCAUGACGGGGUGAGCUCCUGUUGCUCGGUCCCUGCUCCUGCCAACCUAGCAGUUCAAAAGCAUAACAAAGUGUAAGUACCGCUCUGGCAGGAAGGCAAAGGGGGUUUCUGUUUGCUGCUCUGGUUUGCCAGAGGCGGCUUAGUCAUGCUGGCCACAUGACCUGGAAGCUGUACACCGGCUCCCUCGACCAAUAAAGCAAGAUGAGCGCCGCAACCCCAGAGUCGGCUACGACUGGACCUAAUGGUCAGGGGUACCUUUACCUUUACCUUUACCUUUACAUGCACUGAAGGGCAGUGGCUCUGUAGUUCCAGUAGUAGAAGGGGGUAAUGCUGGCAACUGCAACUUCCUACUUGUGGCACUGUGGCAGAACAAGCUGUAGCCACUGCAAUUUAUUUUCCUGCCCAGCUAUCAGAGGUACGUGCAGUUUGUAUUCUGAAUCUGAUUGUCCAAAUUGACUGUGUCCGAGCCUUGUGGACCACUGUAGGAUGUGUGUGUAUUCAUAUGCCUUUCCCUGGGCAGCGGUCUUUUUAUUAUGGAACUAGGAAACCUCACUAAAAGCAAAAAAAACAUAGCUUACAAGAGCAGGGAAGGAUGCUUGUACCUGUUACGCGGUAAUCAUAGAAUCAUAGAAUCAUAGAAUCAUAGAGUUGGAAGAGACCACAAGGGCCAUCGAGUCCAACCCCCUGCCAAGCAGGAACACCAUCAGAGCACUCCUGACAUAUGGUUGUCAAGCCUCUGCUUAAAGACCUCCAAAGAAGGAGACUCCACCACACUCCUUGGCAGCAAAUUCCACUGUCGAACAGCUCUUACUGUCAGGAAGCUCUUCCUAAUGUUUAGGUGGAAUCUUCUUUCUUGUAGUUUGGAUCCAUUGCUCCGUGUCCGCUUCUCUGGAGCAGCAGAAAACAACCUUUCUCCCUCCUCUAUGUGACAUCCUUUUAUAUAUUUGAACAUGGCUAUCAUAUCACCCCUUAAUAUAUUUGAACAUGGCUAUCAUAUCACCCCUUAACCUACUACUUAGUUCUCAGGUUCAAAGUGUAUCAGAACUUAGGCAAAGGUUAGAUUCCCUCUGUAGGACUAAAUUGUGUUUCUCCUCUCAGAGAAGUAGACAGAUUUAUUCCUUGAUACACUUUCGGAAUGUCAUAACACUGAAAAUAGGUUCAAAUGGUGGUGGGAAUUUAUUUACUAGGUUAUUUUCUUAGACCGAGAUCUCUAAGAAAUGUAGUAGUGGCUAUUGCAGUGAUAACAAAUCACGACUUCCGAGAUUCAAGUCUGUUUGAAGUCUAGAUAAAAUACUAUUUGUGUUAAGAUACUUUUUAAUGAUUGGAUUAACAGUCUUGGUAAACAGAAUAUGAACUAGAAUGUGGGUUUGUGGUUAUCAUGUUUAGUUCCCAAGCAGUAAUAUUUUUCGUUGCAUCUUCUGUUGCCAUUUGAAUCAUCAAGAUGAUUUAGGUUGUGUGGAAAUCUUUAAAGGUAUUUAUGGGUUAUAAAAUUCAGCCAAACUAUUGAACAGGUCUCAUUUGUGAUUUGAACUUGAGUAUACUGAAAAAUCCCUAGGUGCGCUGUGACUUUCAGACAUGAUUCAUUUGGAUGCUCCUUUAAAAAUUUAUAAACACCCUAUAAUUUGGGCAGCUGCCAUCGGCUUUCCAGACAAAUUGUUCCAGCCAGGAUAGACUGUUUGGCCAUGAGCUGUAUAUUCCUGCCGUUUUGUGUGUGCCUCUUCCCCUCUUGUCCACUCAGGGUGACCUUUCAAAGCUCAUCUUUGUGUAUCUAUGCUAUUCAGAGAUAAGUAGUGAGAAGUGGCCUAAAUAUUGAACAUGAUCACUCAGCGGCAAGCCAUGUUGCCAUAGCCAUCUCAUUAGAAAUGUUCCUUUUUAAUCUGAGCAUCUAGUAUAAGCAAUCUCACUGAAUGUACAGACUGAACCCUUUAUUUCUGAUUAUCAGCAGUGCAUAACUUACCACAAGAGGCAAAUUAAACUGGUGAUCAUGCUGCUAAAUUGAUAAUGUGGACUCCUCAUGUCAUCUGCUUUCUGGUUUUGGGUGAGUCACUUCUCCCUGUCUUGGGUUUCCCCAACUGCAAAAUGGGUUUAAUUGUGUUCUUAUUUGUAAAAUGCAUUAUUUUGAUGCCGUUCUGUGUCCAUGCUUGAAUAUUGUUUUUUGUAAUAAUUUUCUAAAACAAUCUAUACAUAAGCAUACAAUACAUACAUACAUUUUUAAGAAUAAGAAUAUAUUUAUACCCCGCCCAUCUGGCUGAGUUUCCCCAGCCACUUUGGGCAGCUCCCAAUCGAGUGUUAAAAACAAUACAGCAUUAAAUAUUAAAAACUUCCCUAAACAGGGCUGCCUUUUAAAAAUUGGAUAGCUGCUUAUUUCCUUGACAUCUGAUGGGAGGGAAUUCCACAGGGCGGGCGCCACUACAGAGAAGGCCCUCUGUCUGGUUUCCUGUAACCUCACUUUUUGCAAUGAGGGAACCGCCAGAAGGCCCUCGGCGCUGGACCUCAGUGUCCGGGCUGAACGAUGUGGGUGGAGAUGCUCCUUCGGGUAUACAGGACAGAGGCCAUUUAGGGCUUUAAAGGUUAGCACCAACACUUUGAAUUGUGCUUGGAAACGUACUGGGAGCCAAUGCAGAUCUCUCAGGACUGGUGUUAUAUGGUCCCGGUGGCCACUCCCAGUCACCCACCCACACCUGUUAAUCUUAUGGAACAUUUCAUUAGUUAUUAAGAAUAUAUUUGUCGGCACUGCAAACCAUGUAUAUAUUAUUUCAACAUUUGUUACAUUUUAUCACAGCUAUGAAAAAGCAUUAAAAGAUUGUAUCCUGUAAUUCUUCUCUAUAUAUGUAAUAAAAAGGAGACAAUUUUUUCCCCAAAUUCUUCUUGCUUUGGACUCCCUUCUCCCAUUCUGAGCAGUUUAGUUAAAUUCAUCCCUGAACUGUACCAUACUUUCAUAAUUAUUUUACUAUCAGUGCUUGAGCACUUAUGCCAUUGGGCAGCUAGCAAUAUAAGUUUCUACUUAUAAGACUCAUUCUUUAAAAUAUUGGUACCUUUGGGCCUUUUGGAGUUCAUUUAUUUUGUCAGUUGACUCUAAUGUAAUGAUUCUUUCAUUCUUCGCAAUAUCUCUUGCUUUUGUAAUAUUAUGCUGUAUUCAUAAAUUUAUAUUUCCUGUCAAACGGAACAUACUGUUGUACAUAAAAGACUAGUUGGGAUAUUUGAGGAGAUAAUAUUUUCUUUGUUUGCUUCGGACUUGCAAUGGUGUAUUAAUCAUAUUGGGUUUUAUCAGUUAUUGAAUAUGGUUUUUUGUGCUACUUAUGUUCCCAUGUUUGAAUGCUUCCUGACAAUAAAAUAUGCCAUAUUUGUUUAGAAUCUUAAAACUAAGGUCAUAUUGGCCAAUAGGACUACAUUUUGCAAAUGAAGAAAGUCUCUGUUACUCCUUUGAUGUCAUAAUUCAAGCAGCUAAAGAUAUAGCCAACAAGCUGCCAACUUAUAAUGAAGAGUGCAAUGUCAUCUCUACAGCAACUUUCCCCCUAGAAGCUGGUCCCUGAGUGAGCAGAAAUGAGCAGUCUGCUCUUGAAGUAUUCCAGGAGCCGUGCAAGUCACUUGAAAGUAGCAUUGCGGAAAGGUGUUACCAUUAAUCCUUUCUCGGCCAAUGGCUAUAUGCUUCCCUUGGGGAAGAUAAAGAUCUUGACAGAGGCUGGCCCUUGCUCUAGAAAUUUGUCACUUGUCGCUAUCAAGGUGCAAGAGUUUUUAAAUAAAUCGGACAGGGCAGUUUGUAGGACUGCAAUAAUAGCUCACAGUUCAGCUCAGUGCUUGUGGGGGAACAAAGGAGUAGGGAGAGUUUUUGUUUUAAAAAUUGGAAGGUAUGUAACUAGACUUACAGGAGAUGGUGUGACAGGAUCUGUUCUGUCCCAUUCCCCCCAAUUUCCAACUUAUUCUCUUGACAAUCCUCUGUUUCAGCAUUAUAGAUUACUGAUGGAGGACUGUAGCUUAGAGGUAUCACUGAGGUCAGAGGUUCUGUCCCACCAACGCUGAGUAAAAACCUGAAAUAAACUUUCUGAAACGCUGAAUAGCUGCUGGAGGUCAGUUUAGCCGAUAAUGAACUGGAUAGACCGAUUGUCUGACUUGGCAGCUUUCUGUGUUCCUAAUUUGAUGGCGUAUGAAACUUGGUGGACAAUCUCCCUCUGUUUGCAGGUGGACAGGGUGGGAUGGUGUUGAGCGCAGAAUUGGGAGGUUACAAGAUGGAAGGUGAACAUGGCUGGAGAACGCUGUAUAAUUAGCCAUGAGAGUUCAUGCUCUGAUCCGGUUCUUGGAGGAGCUGUCAGUCACUCCCAAGCCAUGUGUUUCAAGAAAUAAAUAAUUCAGACUCUUGGGAGACUCGGGUGUGCCAUCAUUAAGUUAGCCUCCUCGGGGCAGGUAAUUAUGCCGUGUCUCUAACUACAUCAGGAGUGAUUGAUCCAAUCUUGCUUGAUAUAGGGAUGCACCCAAAUUACCUGCCCUCAGAGGACGUCACACUCAACUCUCUAUUGGAAGUAGCCUGUGCAGUUUUGCUUCUCCCCCCCCCCCCCCCGCAAGGUUUGCAAGCUCGUUUACAGCUCCUAGAGAAGGCUGUGAAUUAAUUACACUGAGCCCCCCCCAUCAGCUGUCUUAGCUAUGGAACUUUUCUUCUUUUUCCCCUCCUGCCAUACCUGCUCUAUAAUUUGGUGUGAACUUAGACACACCUUGCCAUCGCUCAUAUAGGCAAGAUGUUCCACAGAAAAAAAACCCAAAAAAGCAAGGUGUGGAAUUAAAAAAUGCAAGUGAAGAGAUGAGUAAUUCUGCAUUGUAGAGGGAAGUGUCUAAUUUGGUGUUAGUGGGUGGGUCAAACCACCCAAAUCUGUGCACACAGAUUGGGCUGAGUGGAGUUGUCUCUUUGCUGCACCACACCCUGCUCUUCAGGGAUUUGAAGCUUUUCUGUCAAUCCCUGACUUAGAAUGCAGCCUUAUCAGGUUAGCUGGCAGUCAGGCAGCCUAGCCAAAAGAAUGACUUUUAACUGACUCCACAGAAGCAGCAAUCUGAAUAUGCUGGCGUCUCUUGUGGCAAGACUCCAAAUCUUCUGUGCUCAACAGUUCUUCGUUUCCCCUCUCCUGCUUUUUCUAGGGUUUUGGCAUCGGUGAUGAGAAAUGGGGUAUGAUGUAGCUCGUUUUCAAGGGGAUGUUGAUGAAGAUCUUAUAUGUCCCAUCUGCAGCGGGGUCUUGGAGGAGCCAGUGCAGGUAGGUCAGCGUAAAGAUUUUGUAGUUUAUUGAAAAACUGAAGGUUUUCUAUGUCAAAGCUGUAUUAGAUCUUCGUUCAGCUGCAUGACUGAGGGAGAAUACAUGUGAUAGUACUCUUUCUUUUAAUUUCUAAAGCUAUAAUCUAGUCUGAUUUAUUAAGCCGAAGAAAAAAGUUUAAAAAUGCACACUAUAUCUAUGCAAAUUCCACUGGAAUCUGUUAAACUCCAAACAAAGCUCACGAUGUUUAACAGCUCAAAUUUAACAGCCCAUGUUAAUCACGGAAUACUAAUUGGGUAGGUAGUUUAUCCAUAUAAAAGGCAGUAGACUUCAUGAUAGGCUAUGCACUUCAUGGUAUUAAAAUAUAGGUUAUUGGAGCACAUGAUUUCUCUACUAUCUGUUGCAAUUUCUUCUGGAUUUUCCAAAAUGAUAGACCUAGGACUGUGAAUGUUAACUAGUUAACAAUUUAUACACAUAAGGAGAGUCCUGCUGAAUUUUUGCCGAAGGCUCCUCUGUUUCAGAACCAGGUGCCUUUCAGAAACAUACAAGCAGGACCUAGCAUAUGUUCAAGCCAACCCCACAUAUGAUUGUCACAUGUGACCAUAUGCAUCUAUUUUGCUUUCCCUAUAGUAAUAUGGUAUAUAUGUCCAUCAGCUGUAAGCCUGUCUUGUUCUCUUAUCAGUAGUAAACAAAUCACUUCUAUCUGUAGCUAAAGUAAACUGGAUAGGUAAAGGAUUGAUUUCUUUGCUGGCAAGGUAUUGUUGAAAAGAUGAAUUAAGCUAAACAGCUAGCUGCUGAAUUUUAGAUUGACUUGUUCGGCUUGCAUAUGAAAGAAGCAUUGGGUGGCCGCAAAAGUGCUUUGGAAUAUCAUUAAAAGGAAAAAGCACUUAGUUUGAAUUCAGCUCUCUGACUUGCAGGUAGCUGGUAACUAGAUGACGAUGAACCUUCAGAUACUUGUAUAACUAGGCAUACUGGGAGUUGUCAUUCCACAUUCAGAACAAAAGCUUCUGUUUCUUGAGAGGCUGGAACUGCUGGAGCAUGAGUUUAUUUUUGCACAGGGAACUGGCAGAAACUAUUCUUAUCUUAGUAGGUCUCCUUAUGUAACAUUUGCACAAAGAAGCAUUAACCAAAAAUAUGACCUUGCUGCAUGUUACAUGGCUGGCUUUGGUGCUUGCUCCAUAUGCAGGUAUGGGACCCUAAUCCUGAAGGGCCCUUUGCCUUUGCUUUAUUCAGAUUUUUAUCCCCCCUUUCACUUCAAAAUGAAGUCCCCAAGGAGCCUAAUAUAAACAAACAUUAAAAGCAAAUAUCAUUUUUUAUUAAAAAAACCAAAACAUUGCUUAAACUUUUUUUUUUUAAAAGCAAAACGUGGGGGUGGUAGAAAAUCAAAAAGCGAGAAACAAUUUUCCGGAUGAAGCAAAAAGAAAUCACACAGUCUGCCCAGAACCUGCUAAAACAAAGUCUUCAGAAAGCAAUGGAAAACGAGCAAUCAGGGGGCGAGAUGGAUCUCGCCAGUCACAUCUUGUGCACUGAACAGAGAAGGCAUUUUCUCUUGCUAAUUAGUGACCCUGUAAAAUGCAUCAGUCAAGUUUAAAUGCUGUUCCAACCUGUCAGAGGAGACAGAAGCUUGUAUUCAGCGAAAUAAUUGCUGUCAUGGAAUGACUUCCACAAGCACAGCAAAGCCCCCCGAAUCUGUUCUGGGAGUUCCAGAACAGAUUUCAGAGUAGUCUGGUGGGAGGAAGGAGGAGAAGGAAGGAAAGUUCUGUUGCACAUACAAUGAUUUUGUUGGAUACAACCUACCAGAACUAGCUGAUUCGCAGUAGCCAUGAGAGAUCAGUCUACCUAAAAUAUUUUUGGUAAGUGUUUUGUUAUGGUAUGUGUGCAAAAUAUCUUAGUGUUAAAUGGUAUUUCUGAUCUCACUAGAAACAUUAUUCUUAGCAAGCUAGUUAGACAUGUUAAUAAACUCAACUUGUUGCGCUCUUGUCCAAGAGACAAACUGUUUUGCGUUUAAAUUUGAAGCGACACUCUAAAAACUGCCUCAGAAUGCACAUUGCAUCUAAUCCAUUGUGAUACGGUUCAUACAAUGGAGAGCAACAUGUGCUAUUCAGCUGCACAUCUUGAUUUUCUCAGAACAGGAAGUCAUUAAGCUUGGGAGAAUGGGAGAGGAAAUAGACCGAGAGCUUCUGAACUUUCCUAACUCCCUUUUAGAUUGAAUAUGUGUUGUGCAUUACCAGUUACCCAGCUGCCCCCGCCAGCCUCUCUUCAUAUGGGGUCAGGGUGUAGGCUGGAGGCCUUUGCCUGUAUUUCUGUUGAUAUGGGGAUGAGUCAGUGAGCAAAUGCAGCAUUGUUAGCCUCUAAUUGCUUGCUAAGGUUAAAAUGUCCCUGUUAAUCUUCUGUGUCUCCCAUCUGCAAUAGAGAUUUGCUGGAGGAUGUGCUUUGUGUGAAUUGCUCACAAAGAAUUUUAUUUUGUUGGGUGGGGGGGUAAUUAUUUGUUCUAUUGUUACUUGAUGUAUUGCAUUCAUUAACCUUUGCAAUAACUAUUACUGCCUAAAAAACGACAAACAUCUGUACUGCUGAGGACACGCUUAUUAUUCUGUACCUAGAUCUCUUUCUUGAAAAUUAAUAAAAAUGUACAAAAAGUCCCUGUUAAAAAAUAAUUUUAGACUAUUAGUAAAAGUACAGAAAUCUGUUUUGUUUGCCAAGAUUUGAAUACACUGUAUUACAGCCGUCAUAAGGCAAUAACUUUACUUCUUAGCAGACUAAUUCAUGAGUGAUGUUUAUGGGUCUCCCAAGCCAGUUGUAUCACUUCCACAAGUGUUGGUCUUGUGGUCCAAAUGCAGCAAUGCAAACACUUGAUGAAUGACCAUUUUGUGAUUUCAGCAACAGUGUAUUUUAAACCUUCUGUUGGCUUAUGGUGCUCAACAGGUUGACCAUUCUCAGCUACAUCACUGGCUUAUUUGGAAGCAUAUGGCACAUGCUGAGUGUAGGAGAGCUUAGUGUAGCAGAUGUCCAGGAAAAACCUGAGAGCACACAGGAAGAAACUAAGAAAAUUGGCUGGAUUCAGCUAAUGAAUCUUGCUAGCAGAAGCCAACUCAAGGACUUCUGCCAGCACAACAGGGCUUCCCCCCUUUCUCCACCCCCUGACCCCCCCAGGUUGGCUCGGGUUGGGGGAAACCCAAGAACAGCAGAUAGGCUGGAGGAGGUGAGAAGAGGGGAAAUUGCUCCAUCAGCACAAGCAUUUCGACUUGUCAGAUGGAACAUUCUCCUUAGCACUAUGCUGAAUUCCUUGCCAUUAUCAUAAGACAGAAAGCACGGUGAGAACCAAGCAAUUGCGAAUUAGUUUAUAGGAAAUUAAACUUCUGCCUUCUGUCAGUUGGCAAUGCCUGGGAGGCAUAGCUGUGAGACGAGUAGCUGAGCUGGUGAAAUACAUUUGUGCAUGAAUAAAUCUUCUCCGGAAGAAGAGUUAUAACUACAACUGUGCCUUAUUUGGAGGAUUGUCUAUGUUACGCCCACAGGCAGUGCAAUGAAAACAGCUGGUUAAAGGGAGAGGUACUGUGCUACUUUACCCUGUGAAGUGAAUUUUUCACAUCAUCAAGAUUUAUUUUAACAAUUCAUUCUUGAGUUGAACACCUUGCACAGUGGUGAAUGUACAUCUCCUUCCAUUGAUCUCUACUUGUACCACACCAGCACUGAAAUGGCAAAGUAUGAUUUGCAAUAGGCUUGAUAUGAGAGAGAGAGAGAGAGAGAGAGAGAGAGAGAGAGAGAGAGAGGUCACUACCUUAAAGGCAGUAGAUGAUUUUCAUAUCCUUUGGUUGAUGGCAGUUGUCCUGUGUUUCUGCUUCAGUGUCUCGUAAGUUAUAGCCAAAGUGAGCUAUCUUCAUCUGCUGUUAGUAGCUUAGAUUGGCUUAAAUUAUUGGUCGAAGUUCUGUUCUUCUUCCAACUCUUUCUCUCUUAUUUGUGAAAAACAUGGAAAACAGAUAAGAGCACAGGCCACAAACCAGUAGCAUGAACCUGAUGUAACCUGCAUUGGCAUACCUUGCUCUGUUCUUUGCACAGGCUCCUCAUUGCGAGCACGCCUUCUGCAAUGCCUGCAUCACCCAGUGGUUCUCCCAACAACAGACUUGCCCCGUGGACCGAAGUGUGGUGACCGUGGCUCACUUGCGGCCUGUUCCUCGGAUCAUGCGUAAUAUGCUAUCUAAGCUGCAGAUCACAUGUGACAACGCUGUUUUUGGUUGUACCGCUGUAGUGCGACUUGACAACCUGAUGUCUCACCUCAACGACUGUGAACACAAUCCAAAGCGGCCUGUGACUUGUGAGCAGGGAUGCGGGUAAGUAUUCAGCUAGGUCUGACCCAAUGCAUUUUAAUGUCAUAGUUCAGUGCUUUGUCUAAGGCAGGCAUGUCCAAAGUCUGUUUCAGGGGCAUUAUCCGGCCCGCCAGAUGGUUUAAUCCAGCCCCUGUGGCAGUUUAUCUCCUGGGGUAAAACCCCAACAACUUCAAUCCUUAAAAAAAGCUCAAGAACUUUGGGGUAAAAUCAUAAAAAAGCAACAACUUUGGUCGGCCCUCAUGCAUGUUCACUUCAUCAAAUCUGGCCCUCUUUGGAAAAAGUUUGGGCACCCCUGGUCUAAGGGUUUUAUAUAGCCAGUAGGGACGGGACGCAGGUGGCGCUGUGGGUUAAACCACAGAGCCUAGGACUUGCCGAUCAGAAGGUCGGUGGUUCGAAUUUCUGCAAUGGGGUGAGCUCCCGUUGCUCGGUCCCUGCUCCUGCCAGCCUAGCAGUUCAAAAGCACGUCAAAGUGCAAGUAGAUAAAUAGGUACCGCUCUGGUGGGAAGGUAAACGGCGUUUCCAUGCGCUGCUGUGGUUCGCCAGAAGCGGCUUAGUCAUGCUGGCCACAUGACCUGGAAACUGUACGCCGGCUUCCUCGGCCAAUAAAGCGAGAUGAGCGCCGCAACCCCAGAGUUGGUCACGACUGGACCUAAUGGUCAGGGGUCCCUUUACCUUUUACUAUAGCCAGUAGGCCUUCAUUCCCAUGCCAGUGUGAACUGGAAAAAUCAGCAGGAGAGAGACAUUGGUUGUGUGGUCCACCUGGUCAAGCUUAAUAUGAUAUGAUGCGUGAGGCACAGUUGAGUUGCGCAAUACUGGCAGCUGGUAACUUGAGACUACUGACUUCAGUCCCAGUUUGCUUUAAAGUAUAGAUUUUUGCUUCCGCAUUGUUUGCAGGUCACCUAACCAUGAGUUUCUAUUAGAAGACACCCAUUGCUUAAUCACCUUUCUCAAUUCCUUCUGUUCCUUCUCCAUGCAGCUUGGAAAUGCCCAAAGAUGAGUUACCGAAUCAUAACUGCAUCAAACACUUGCGGUCAGUGGUGCAGCAGCAACAGACAAGGAUAGCUGAGUUGGAAAAGACUUCAGCAGAACAUAAGCACCAGCUAGCGGAGCAGGUAACAGCUUCUUUUGCAGCAGUCUUUGUGGCUCCUUUAAGUAGAUAAACAAUUCCUCUUUCCCAGGCAAGCUCAAAUAACUGAUAAGAGUUUGUGUUGCCAUGAGAAAUGGCUAAAGGACUAAAUUACCUCUCUUGUUAGUUCAGAAUUUGUCAGAGGAUGAAAAAUCAAUGUUAGAAGAUAGGGAAUACUGAGUUGAACUAUUGUGUAAGUGUUACAGCUGAGUCCUGAUCUUAAGGAGGAAGGGAAGAUUUCAAAAGACUCUUGCCCAGAUGGAUUUCAAUUAUUUUUUAGACUCUGGAUUCCUCUCAAGUUCUGAGUGGCUGUAAAAUAUCCAAAAGGGGCAUUCACUAUGUGACAGUUGGUUUUUCUUAAAAUACAGAGGCUAAAAUCUUUCAGGUACUGAAAGUUCCUUUUGUAGCUUUGAGCAGUAAUGCAGUCUAGUACUACAGGACAUUAUCAUUGAAUGGUAUUUAUAUAGUGUACAGUGGUACCUUGGUUCUCAAAUGUAAUCCAUUCUGGAAGUUGGUUCCAAAGCCAAAGUAUUCCAAAACCAAGGCGUGCUUUCCCAUAGAAAGUAAUGCAAAAUGGAUUAAUCCGUUCCAGGCUUUUAAAAACAACCCCUAAAACAGCAAUUUAACAUGAAUUUUACUAUCAAAUGAGACCACUGAUCCAUAAAAUGAAAGCAAUAAACAAUGUACUGCAGUCACACAGUCAAUCAGUAGCUGAACUGGGUUCCACACAGUCACAAAAACAAAACAAAAAAGUCACAAAAACGCAAAAUAAAUAGCAAAAACAGACAGACCUCAGCAUAACACUCAAAACGGAAGCGUGGCACUCAAAACGGAGCAUGUUCAGCUUCCAAAAAAAGUUCGCAAAUCGGAACACUUACUUCUGGGUUUGCAGUGUUUGGAUUCCAAGUUGUUUGAGUACCAGGGCGUUUGAGAACCAGGGUACCACUGUUCUAUGUGAAUGCAUUUUUUUGUUCUAGUACUGUAACCUCUGGAUCCUAUUGAUUGAGCUAAUGAGACCCCUUUUAGAAUAUCAGUGAUCCAAGUGGCAACUCCUGAGUCAAAUUUGACUCCUUGAAUGGUGCUUUCUGGCCUCCUCAGUUGCCAACCCCAGAGGUAAAAAAGGGGUGUGAAUGAGCAAUAAAUUUGACACUUGAAAGGGGAGGGGGCAUGGCAUGCCUCCUCCCUCGUAAAGUGUUCCUUCAGUAACACUGUUUGUGUGCUAAUAAAAUACAGCCAUAUAGAAUGCUAACAUGCAGCCUCCUCUGAAGCAUCAGUUUAGCUGGAAAGUCAAAUCUCAGUGACUCAAGGGGCAGGGCCACUGUGGCAAGACGAGAAGUGGUCCCAGAAGAUAAACCUAUUUGGGCCAGGGAGCCCUGAGACUGGGUUGCCAACUAGCUGUAUAUUAGCAAGGUGGGAAAUUGGAGGAGAAAGGGGGAAUGAUGCUGCCUCAGAGCCAGAGAGGCUAAAGGAAGCCGGACGGAUGAGUUGGCAGGAAGAAAAUGGGGAGCUUGAAGUGACACAGAGCUGAAGAAAGGAGGGGUCAAGGAGAAGGCAAGAACAAACUCCAUGCAGUGCUGGCUUUGCCACUGAGUUGUGGCAGGCUUAUGAUGCCUUCAAAAACUGUUGGCUCAUACAAAUGGCUAAAGUUUGCCUCUGAAUGCAAGUUGCAUGUAGCAAGCUACAGGGGAGUACUUUUGCCUCCAAGUCCUGCUUUGUGGGCUUCCCAAAAACAUCUGGCUGACUUGUGAGAAGCUAGAUGCACCUUUGGUCUGAUCCUUGAUGCCAAUGGUUGUGCUUUUACGCCUGUCAUGAAACUUUUGAAGGCAUGAGAGCCCUGCCGGAAAAAAAGGUCUUAUUUUCAGGAAUCACGGAAUGCCUACAGGGCAUAUUUAUUAUAUCCCACUUUUCCUUUAGAAAGUUCAGGUCAUCGUAAUGUAGGGUUCCCAUGUUCUCCCUAUCCUGGAGAAAUGGGAGAGAGGUCCACAUUCACUUAGCUUCAACCACGCUAUGCGUUUUAUGUUCCCUGAAUCUUCACUAGGUCCAUACCUAGCAUCCCAUUACCGUCUCAUAAUGGAGAGAUCUAAAUGUCGGGGCCUUUUUUUUUAACCAGGUCUUUCUCAAAAUCUUAUUUGAAAAACUGCAGCUUUCAUCUUCUCGUUUACUCUGUUUCUUUCAGAAACGUGACAUUCAGUUGUUGAAAGCAUAUAUGCGAGCGAUACGUAGUGUCAAUCCCAACCUGCAGAAUUUGGAGGAGACUAUUGAAUAUAAUGAAAUCCUAGAGUAAGUGCUGGAACUGAGUUUUAAAAGAGGGUGGAAUGGCGAGGGUAUUUUUUUGACAUGGGCAAGGCCAGCAUAGCUAAGAUAAUGUUGGAAAGUGAUUGAAAAAGGGAAUGGAGAAGACCUCACUGUCUUGUAAUCUCUCUCUCUUUCUCUCUCUCUCUCUCUCUCUCUCUCGCUCUCUCUCUCUCUCUGUGUUCACAUUGCAAAUUUGCACAUUUCUAGGGAUACAAUAAGGGACGCGGGUGGCACUGUGGGUUAAACCACAGAGCCUAGGACUUGCCGAUCAGAAGGUCGGCGGUUCGAAUCCCCAUGACGGGGUGAGCUCCCGUUGCUCAGUCCCUGCUCCUGUCAACCUAGCAGUUCGAAAGCACGUCAGAGUGCAAGUAGAUAAAUAGGUACCGCUCCAGUGGGAAGGUAAACGGCGUUUCCGUGUGCUGCUCUGGUUCGCCAGAAGCAGCUUAGUCAUGCUGGCCACAUGACCCGGAAGCUGUACGCCAGCUCCCUCGGCCAAUAAAGCGAGAUGAGCGCCACAACCCCAGAGUCGGUCAUGACUGGACCUAAUGGUCAGGGGUCCCUUUACCUUUACCUUUAGGGAUACAAUAAUAUACAGAGUAGGCAAGGAGGUGCUUCCUAUUAUGCCAACGCAGGUGUUUGUGGGGGUGGCUGCAGGGGCAAGAGAGGAAGGGGUGGAGUUCCACUCAGAUAUCACCCAAGGUGUUUCUGAACAUUGGAUUCCUGGAGUGUUACAGGAGCUUGAAUCCACGCUGCCUGGCUGAUGUGCAUACAGGAGCAAUAGGUAGAAAAGAAAUGUUUACUAUUUUGCAUUUUUAUUUUGAAGGCUUAGGUCAGAUACUGUGUUCAUAACACGGAUGAAAACAAUCAAAAUUAAAAAUGAAAUCAGUUCCGUUCUAGUCUUAAACCCCUACACUGUCUCUGGAAAAUGUUACAAUAGCUUCUCUGUGGCAAUUUUUUAGGGAAAGAAAAAUCCACUGUUGUGUGUCUGCUUUUUAACAUCCUGUCAUAUGUACACCAUCGGUCAAUUCCAACUUACAUGAUGAAGCAAAAGGAGUGUGUAGAGCAGGGUUGUUUGCAAUUAAAAAGGAGAACAAACAAUGGGCUGUAGUAAAAUAUCUCAUUAUGUAUGAUGUGAUGUAGAAGGGAGAAAAGGAUUUAAACACCUUUCCUAAAUAUGGAGCCUUAUUCAAUAUAACUCUCUUGUCUUCCAAAGUGUUGAUUCCCUGAAAUCCAUACCAGCUGACAGUGCAGGCCCUGGACCAAGAUAUUAUGUGCCUCUUUCAGUCUUAACCAUGGGAGACAAUAAGCUGCCAGCAGUUUAAAGUAGCUGCAAUCUCCAGUAGCAGAGUGCAUUAUAGGGAUCAAAUCUUGAAGCCUCACAUUUCUCACUUCAGGGUAGAUUGGAAAUGAAAUAAUGGAUUUGGUGGCAGAGCUGAAAAUUGAAUUCCCCUGCCUUAAGCCUUGAGACUAAACUAAUAACCUGUGGUUCUCGUGGCCUUUGGAAAACCCUAGCACCCCUUGGAAGCUUCUGAAAAGUUCAAGAACAGAAGAAGUGCUGCCUAUAAUACCAUUUGCCCAUGACUGAUCUUCCUGUGUGAUACACAACCAUAGAGAAGUGGGGGGUCAGGGGUAGCUGGGUGUGUUUUGAGGAUCACAUGGUUUACCUGAGGCAACUGGAGACCCAUCUGGUCUGCCCAAGGUUCCUAGUAAACUGAAUGAGCCUCCUAGAACAUGCCCCAGAAUUAUGUAUAAUGUGCAAGGGGUUUCUUGGAGGACAGAUCAAUGAGGAAAGUGUUCUCUAAAGAUGGAAAGUUGGAAAACCACUGAGCAAGUCUCUUCCCAUUCCAUUGUCUUUUCCUCGAAGUUUGAAGCAAAAUGCCAUGCAUUCGUUGCAUUUAUUUUUCACCUUUUACACACACACACACACACACACACACACACACACUUUAAAGUGAGUUACAACCCCAGUUAAUAUCUGCAGAAGUGCUCAGAAUAAGCUGGCAGCUUCUGAGUCAAGACUACUAUUGUAGUUUGGCCCAAGGCCAGAGGUUAGAUCAGCAAUACAAUUUAGGAUUCCUCACCUUCAGGCUUGUAGGUAACGCUCUGUGUUUCCCCUGAUAUUUCUCUUACAUUGACUUGUUUUAUCCCCCAAUUGCUUCUAGGUGGGUGAACUCCUUGCAGCCAGCCCGAGUGACACGAUGGGGCGGUAUGAUUUCUACACCAGAUGCCGUACUUCAGGCUGUCAUCAAGCGCUCGUUGGUGGAGAGUGGCUGCCCCACAUCCAUCAUCAACGAGUUGAUUGAAAACGCCCACGAACGGAACUGGCCCCAGGGCCUGGCCACGCUAGAAACCCGCCAGAUGAACCGGCGCUAUUAUGAAAACUAUGUGGCCAAACGCAUUCCGGGCAAGCAGGCUGUGGUGGUGAUGGCCUGUGAGAAUCAGCACAUGGGUGAGGAGAUGGUGCUGGAGCCAGGCCUGGUUAUGAUAUUUGCACACGGAGUGGAGGAAAUCUAAAGACUUAGCAGAGAUGAUGAACGAAUGUGCUUGAGAGAGAAAUAUACCGUGUCCAAGCUGACUGAUCUUGCCCCGCUGUGCCGUGUCAGGGCAUUAUUUCUCUCUGUUGAUUAACACACCACUUCCUAAUUAUACUGGGCAGGUGCCCAGCAACUUAUGCAAGAUGCCGUGCUGCAUUUUCCCCACCCCACCCCCUUGUGAUAAUCCCCCUCCGGUUUGAUGUUGGCGCAGGUUUCCAAAUGUCUUCAUAAAAGCACAAGAAACUCCUCUGUGCUCCGGUAAGUGGGCUUCUGCCGUAAACGUCUUUAGAGAAGUCUUCAAUCUCCUGACAUGAGUGCACUGGCCCAGAUGACUUGGUUUCUCUUCAAAGCAUCUCUGUGCAGGGCACACGCUUUUCCCAUCUUGGCCCCAUAGCAUCUGACUUUCACGCAGUACCUUUAAGGCACAACUUUGCAGCCUUUUUUGGGGUGGGAUGGGGUGGAUGGACAAGGAUGGGGUACAUGAGAAGGCAGAUGCCAAACUGGGAGUAAUGCCAAAUAAAAUAUACAUACCAGUAGUGAUGUUUUUGGCGUACAAAGUGUUAUGGAGCCAAAAACCCGACAGGACAAUUUCUGCAACUUCCUUGAGAUGCGUGGCCUUACGUUGCACAGGAGACAACCCUUCCUUUUCAGAUAGGGCCUGGUUUUCAACAGAAUUAGCAUUUUUAGCAAUGUGCUGUUGCUGCUGCUGCUGGUGCAGAAUUAAAUGCACAUCUCCUCGCAGAACCCAGAUGUCAUCUUCCUCCUCGUACUCUCAAAGUGCCGCUGGUGAGGUCAGGUUCUGUGCUGACUUCAGUCCUUUCUCAUAGGAUGCAAGCCUUCAAGCAGAUGCUCUGCUCAGUUUGAACAGAACCAGACUCCUCUGAAUUGUGUGUGCCAUUUAAGGUUGUCUCAACUUCGUGACCUUGCAAAGAAAAUGGGGGAAAAAAAUUGAAAUUAACCUGGAUGAAACUGUCUUGUCAUUGUACGUUGGCUGUUUUGAUAAAUCUGUGUUUUGUUUUGUUUUUGACAUCUUGAUGAUUGUGUCCAGUAUUUUUUUGUACUACUUUUGCCUUUAUAUGUUUCCCUUAUUUUAUUUUUUAAAUACAGUGGUCAGGAAUGUCUUCAGGUCCAAGUUUAGUUUACCUGUUAAAUUUAAUUUAUUUGCAACCGUUUUUUACAGCCACUUUCUUUUUGUGUGUGUUGCUUUGAAUAUUUCUUCCUUGCUUUUAAGCAUUUGUGCUGGAGUUGGUGGGGCAAGAAAUAAAAGCAUCAAUAAAAGAGCAGUUGGACCUUGCUCUGUAUCAAAACACUGACAGUACCAUCCCUUCUGAACACCUUUCAUUCUGUUAAGACUCCCUGAAUAUCCUCAGCUGAGCAGAAACUUUGAACCAAGGUUUAAUUCCCUUUCUUGUGCUAUUGCUGCCUGAAAUGGUUGCUGUUAAUAUUUCACAUAAGGGAUUUGCAACAGUAGAUGACCAUAGCUGCUGCCUUCAGCAUAGAGUUUGGACCACUUUGCAAGCAGUUACCAUCUGCAAAUGUUUGGGACAGAAAGAACUUCUGGAUACUAUCAACAGGAAUGAUGGCUGCUUGAGGAAUGUUUCAUCUCCUGCCGCACUGUAAAUGGAUGCAAUGGAAUAUAUCAUCUAAGAAGUGUUUUCCCAGUCCUGUAUUAUAGUAAGUGGCCUGGUUCUUCAUGGUGAUCCUAUGGUGGAGAAUCAGCGUAUAUUGGGAAUGUGGUUUUCACAGCAAUUGAUAGCCGGCAACCAUUGCUCUUUUUGUGGAAAGUGUGUUGGGGUGGGGAGAGAGAGGAUAGAAGAGUAUAGGAAGACACGAUUCUUAAACCCCUUCAAAAAUAAUCUCCAUCCCUCUUGUGGAACUUCAAUCAUUCCUAUGAAUAAAGUGCAUGAAUAAUGCAGCUUAGCUUUUGUUUAUGAUCUUGAAUAUUCACCAAGCAGAUGCUGUUUCCAGUUUCAUUCUGUGGGAAAUGCUUGUGCUUUGGAGAUACUUAAGUCUGCAGCAAUCAUUCUGUUUGUGGCCUUUGCUUUUUCACAGACCUGUUCAUUAGUUGCUCUCCAGCUCUGCCGUGUCCUCGGUUUUCCUCCUCCUUCCAGUUUUUCUCCUUUGUUGGCACACUGCUUAUGCUCUGCUCCCAAGUAGAACUUUGCUUCAGAAACCGAGCCUGUUACCAUUUCCUAUGGUGUUUCAGCUUUUACAACUGUUAACUGUAUGAGCUGCUACUUAAAAGUAACUUUACAGUUCAUUUAUUCGUACUUCAAUUUUGUAAGUGAUGAUUUAAAAACACCUGGAAUGUGCUUCAAAAGUCAGAUCAGUUUUAGGGAUGGAAUGGGUUGUGCUCGUAUACAUGUCAGUGAUAAUGACAUGUUUAGAAAGGGGAAUAUGCUGGUUGGAAGUAAUUUCUAACUCUGUCCCUGUUGCUCAGGAAUUGAAAAAGCUGCUAAAUCCAACCUAAUAACUGUAUCUUGAGCUAAACGGACUUCACUGUUUUCUCCUAACACAUCUUGUUUACCUCCCCUCGAUGUCCUGCUGUCACUUUUGUGCUCUGAAACGUACCAUAGAGUUUGUUAUGUCUCCUGGCAGUACGCAAGUUGCUGAUCGCAUUUUGUGUUUUGCUGUUCAAUUGUGUUGACUGCACUAAUAAAUUGCCUUUUUCCUGACUCCUUCACAAGCUUCCUUCAGACUCAGGGGUGUUGCAUCCUGCAUGAAAACUUUGCAAAGCUGCUUGGUUCCUUUUUUGCAUUAACCUCUCGGAAAGCUGCUUGGUUCCUUAGUAACAUACUCAGGUACGACAUGGGCGUAGAAAAAUGCAUGACUGCUGCCAUGUCACAGCCAGCCAGCUCUUGUUGAUCACCACUUCCUUCCUUAACCCACAAGGCACUAUAAGGGAUUCAGAGCUAUUUUAAACAGGGGUGAGAGAUGAGCAGCCCAUCACAGCAAAAUCCAGUUUUAUAACGGCAAAUCCAGUUUUAACCCAUGCAUACUAUUCUGCCCAAUGUAGCAUAAACUGACAGCUUGCAGCAUAAGCUGACAACUUGGUUUGUGGGGAGAAAUGUUACUUGGAUUGUAAUCGACAAUCAACCCCAGGUAAUUGCUGUUAAAAGCAAGGAAACCCUUAUUUAAAGCAAAGGAAGAUAUGAAGCUGCCUUAAACUGAGUAAGAAGGUACUGGGCUAUCUUACCCAGUGUAGUCACCACUGACUGAAAGCCGCUCUCCAGGAUCAUAGAAUUGUAGAAUUGGAAGGGAUCCCAAGGGUAAUCUAGUCCAACCCCCUGCAAUGCAGGAUAUCAGUAGUGUUUGCCAACCGUACCUGGAGAUGCUGGAGACCCUGGGUCCUUUUGCACGAACAGUGUUUGGCCAUUGAGCCACAGCCCAGAGGAAUUAUAUGGGGAGAGAGCAAAAAUAGCUAGUAUAAAUUUACUCUGUAAGCUAAGCAAUUGUAAGAAGAAAAAUCGGGAAAGGAGCAGUGGUCACCCCUGAUGUUGACAAGACAACAGCUUCCAUUUUGAACCCUGUGGAAGCAGAAGGAGGGGGUUGCUGGGAAAGUUGGAUCCCCCAAAUCGGGUAUAAGGGGUUGGGAAGGAUUUUUAACCCUUACUGAGUUUUGACCAUUGGGAUAUAUCGUGUUCACACAGGUGUGCCCGCAAACUCUGGGAAGAAGUGGAGAGAAAUGAACAAAUGAUCUUGUUUUGAUAUGAGCAACUAUGGGGUUUGUAGCAGGUGCUCGGAAUGUGUUAGGUAGGUAGAUGGAGAAUGGUGAAAUGAAGCCAUCUGCAGAGGCUUAAAAAACUGGGAGGUCCUUAGGCCCUGGAAGAGACUUUCUUCCCCAGUAGGUUUGCCAGAACUGACCUCUACGGAAAGGGAACAACAGCUCCUGCCAAAUUCAAGCCAAAUUCUUCAACACAGUUUUAGUUAUUAGCUGCCAUGCCUGUUGACAUGUUGCCCGGUUUGCGUUACUUUAGCAAGUUAAUGCCAAAUGAAUUCUAGCUAAACAAAACCAUUGCUUUCUGCUAUGGGGGUUUGAUCUGUUUUUCUGCCACAGCUGCCUUUGGGUACUGUCAAUUAAACUGCUGACAAACACUAGCUAGGGUCAAGCUUAAAAAGAAGAAAGCGUCAGUGGGUACCUUGAUCAUUUGAAACAAUGUGUGUGAAACAGGUUUUCUCUCUUCCCUUAUGUAUAUAUAUUUCCCUUUAUAUUUGGUACAGCCUGAAUUUGUUUUCUGCCAUUUCAAUGGAAAAGGUAAUUUUUAUUCUUUCUCCGCUUAGAAACCGGGUCUGUCUCUCCCUGGAUGUGUGAAAUAAUAGUGGGUUAAGAUGAAUACGUUCUUAGAAGAUCCUUGCUGUAGCUCCUAAGAUGGGAUUCUGAUGGCUCUACUUUCCCAUCUCUUAGCAAAUGGAUACCUUAUCAUGAUUUCUCAAAUUGAGGCCAUAUGCAGCCACCUGGGAGCUUAGUACAGGCAUAAAAGCAUGGAGACUGAGGACAGGGUAGAAAAUAAGGCAGAGAGGUGAGGCCACAGGAGCAAUGGAUGUAGCCACCCGGUGCCUUUUAGUUUCUCACUAGGAAGUUGGUGUGUGCUUUGUAAAGUGGAACUUGAGGUUUCUGAACGAUGUCUUGGCAGUUCUGCCUUUUAACUUCAUGCUUUUGGGUUUUCAGAUGA